This is a messenger RNA of Aspergillus viridinutans, 372 nucleotides long. RefSeq lists its product as uncharacterized. The record is from RefSeq and is a predicted model, not a curated record. The transcript has a single exon. Lineage: Eukaryota; Fungi; Ascomycota; Eurotiomycetes; Eurotiales; Aspergillaceae. Bases 1 to 372 code for a protein of 123 amino acids.
AUGGCGAGUGCCGUCAAAAGAGGAUUGCAAAAGAUCUUCGAGCGCGCCGAAAAAUCACAGUCAGCGCUAAAGCGCAUCUUGAAUCCAUCCGCUGAUGGGGCAGGCACACGAGUCUUCCCACCCCAGAAUCCUAAUUCUGAUAGGCAAAUCGGCCUGAGGAUCGAUAAAGGGGAGCCAGUUCAAGGCAAAGCAAAUGUUCUCAAGCUUAAGCUGCAAGUCAACAAGAACGCCGAUGACCCUACUUUGAAAAAAAUGGCGGACCAGAACUCCCAUGCUGUGGUUUCGGAAGCUGAAGUCAACGUUGCCCAGGAACCUAAUGUCGAAAACCUUAAAAGUUUGUUCAGUAACUUCGAAAAGAAUAUUCGUCUCUGA